Ostertagia ostertagi is the source of this 234-nucleotide messenger RNA. Lineage: Eukaryota; Metazoa; Nematoda; Chromadorea; Rhabditida; Trichostrongylidae. The record is from the annotation of a GenBank genome assembly.
AUGGCGGCCGGCAAUGUAAUUCCGGAAAACUAUCAGACGCUGACACCGAUUCUGAAGACACCUGUCUCUGAUAUAUUUCAGAUUCCGCUCUCGCAACAAGGCCGUCCAUGUGGCUUUUUCGAGGCACAAUUCUUUCGUUGUAUGGAGGCCUACGGCGCAAAACUUGGCCGCAAAUACUGCGAUCUAGAACACCGUGACUUUAGGGAAUGUAUCACCAGUGAAAAGCAGAAAAAG